AUGAAGUUCAUCGUUACAAUCUCAGCUAUUGUAGCAGCCUGCGUUUUGGCCGCGUCGUCUGUUGCUGCUGCUGGCGCUGAUGGUGCUCCUUGGGAUUACAAUCCUAAAGAUACGCAGAGGGCCAGCCCGGCACAGUGGGGUGAGUACUACCCUGCGUGCAACGGCACCAAUCAGUCCCCAAUCGACAUAGUGCCAACAGACGUCGAGCAGAGAUCCAAAUUGAGGAGCACUCUUCGUUUCAGAGGUUCCUGCCCUUCUUUCAAUCUCACACAGAGUGGAGAAGGCUACAAGGGAGCUGUCAUCGAUGGCUCCUGUCAGGUGAAGGCGAACAAGGCUCAGUACGACUUGCUGCAGUUCCACGUGCACGCUCCUUCGGAACACACUCUGAAUGGAGAGCCUCUUGACGGCGAGGUCCACUUCGUUCACAGCAAUGCCGACGGCUCCGCCCUACUAGUUGUUGGGGUUUUCAUGGAGAUCGACCCUUCGGGUAACACGGAUCCGUGGUUGGAAGCCGUCAUCGAUGGGAUCGACGACGUUUCCUCUACCAAGCCGGCCAUGCUAGACUUGUAA
Messenger RNA from Phytophthora infestans T30-4, 570 nucleotides. RefSeq names its product carbonic anhydrase, putative. The record is from RefSeq and is a predicted model, not a curated record. Gene Ontology annotation, molecular function: carbonate dehydratase activity; zinc ion binding. Lineage: Eukaryota; Oomycota; Peronosporomycetes; Peronosporales; Peronosporaceae. Bases 1 to 570 code for a protein of 189 amino acids. The transcript is spliced from 2 exons.